UCCGCCCAGUACCAGCGCCUCCAAACAUCCACACAGGGCAGGAACAUCCUCAGAAGUCUUCAUUUCGACAUAUCCAACAUGCCUGACAUCCCGCCACUGGAACCACCAUGGGACAGUGUGCCAAGAAUAGAGAUCAGGCCAAUACCAAAGAACAUGCACCGCAUCGAGAACAAGGCCCGGCGGGAACACCGCACAUUCCACCUUUCACAUAACACUACCACCACAUACUACUACACGGACGCCAGCUACAACAACGAGACAAAACUAGGCAACACAGCUGUUGUUGACCCAGAAUUCAAGAAGGCCCAUCACCACUCCAACGCCCCUACGUCAACAUCACUUGAGAUCCAGGCCAUCGCAGAAGCCAUCCAGCAGCACAAUGGUACCGACAACAUCACCAUACGCACAGAUAGUCAAAGCGCCAUACGCCACUUCAGACAGAACACGCUACCGGUUCACAUCAGAGCUGUACUAGUCAAGCAUAUGUACGAACACCCCAAACUCCACGUUUUCCUAGAGUGGAUACCAGGUCACCAAGGGAUCGAAGGGAACGCUCUAGCCCACGAGCUCGCCCGCGACCAUGCCCCCCGGGGCCCUCCGACUCCCUGGCCGCAGGACUACGACCCGUACGAUCAUAGAAAGAUCCUACACAAGGAGCGCACCCGUGCACUUAAAGAACAAUACUGA
Ixodes scapularis (black-legged tick) is the source of this 687-nucleotide messenger RNA. RefSeq lists its product as uncharacterized. Gene Ontology annotation, molecular function: RNA-DNA hybrid ribonuclease activity; nucleic acid binding. The annotation marks the transcript as partial. Lineage: Eukaryota; Metazoa; Arthropoda; Arachnida; Ixodida; Ixodidae. The record is from RefSeq and is a predicted model, not a curated record. The transcript is spliced from 2 exons.